Molecule: messenger RNA, 639 nt
Organism: Lycium ferocissimum
Lineage: Eukaryota; Viridiplantae; Streptophyta; Magnoliopsida; Solanales; Solanaceae
Exons: 4
Coding region: 1-639 (212 amino acids)
Molecular function (GO): nucleic acid binding
Source: RefSeq, a predicted model, not a curated record
AUGGGACCCUUUAUACCAUCAAAGGGGAACAAGUACAUUCUUGUUGCAGUCAAUUACAUGUUGAAGUGGGUGGAAGCCAUUGCACUCCCCAACAAUGAUGCUAGUUUGGUAGUGAGAUUUCUGAAGAAGAAUAUUUUCAUGAGGUUUGGGACCCUGAGGGCCAUCAUCAGUGAUCAAGUGAAACACAAGUUAACGAUUGCUUAUCAUCCUCAAACAAGUGGUCAAGUGGAGGUGUCCAAUCGAGAGAUCAAGAGAAUCCUAGAGAAGACUGUGAGCGUUAGCAGGAAAUAUUGGUCGCUAAAGCUUGAUGAUGCUUUGUGGGCGUACAAAACAACCUACAAGACUCCCAUUGGCACCUCUCCAUACAAGCUAGUUUUCGAUAAGACGUGUCAUCUACCGGUUGAACUUGAGCAUAGAGCCUAUUGGGAAAUAAAGAAGUUGAACUUAGACUUGGUACAAGCUGGAUUAGGGAAGGAGCGGGAACACAAAGCAAGUGAAAAAAGUCAAAAAAAUGCUCCAGGACCAACACUUGAUGUCCAGAGUUCUGAAACUCGACACAUCCGCGAUGGACCCGUGAAGCUGGGCCAACACCUGAUGGGGAUUUUUCUAAGACUAAAAACUCCUGCAAUGGACCCGUAA